AUGUUUACCAAAAAAUAUGACCGCCUCGACGUUGACGACGUCGAGUCCACUCAGCGACUUACUUCCAAAGACCACCCCUCUGAGGAAACACUCUAUGAAUUCCCAUUCCGCUCUUGGGAGAGACCAAAAAGUUACAAAACGAUCGUCGGCUACACGCUCGUAGCUACAAUUUGGUCGCUGUUGUUCUUUACCGCCGGCGUUCUCACCAACCGGGCUUUCAGCCACUGUGGGUUCGAGCGAGGAUUCCCUACGGACUUGGACCCAUUAAAGUCCAUGCUGGCGACUGAGACAGUGAGGUUCCAAGGCCAGCUGUACUUUGCUGAUAAUGGUACUCUGUUGGAAAAGGGCCAUGACGGCAUCCAAUACACCGGCGAUCCCUCCGACGAACUCGACAAUGCAUGGAAGAAGCUCUUACAAGUUGACGCGGUGGACCUGAUUGAGUCUGAAGCAGACACCGUCCGUGGCAAAACCAUCCUCAAAGAGAGCGGCCACUCAGUAGUAGGCGUGUCCGUCUUCCACCAGCUACACUGCUUGAACAUGAUCCGACAAGCGGCUUGGCCAGACUUGUACAAGACUGGUGAAUCAGAGCGUGGAUACCGCAUGCAUCUCAAUCACUGUGUCGACUAUCUCCGGCAAAUCAUCAUGUGCAAUGUCGACAUUACACCGAUGACGGCGAGCUGGAGCACGGUGGCGAACCGCCCCGUCAGUAACUUUGAGACGCUGCACACAUGCCGCAACUUUGACAAGGUCAAGGAGUGGGUGGUAGCGCGCAGUGGACACAAGCACCCUCUGCCAUAUGCGAAGAAUAAGCCAAAGCCAGUUUUCAAGUGGCCUGACUUGCAUAUCGGAGCGGACGGCAAGCCCAUCAACACGCAUAGUGGUAGCACACAUAGUGGUAGCAAUCAGCCAGCCACCGAAGCCUAG
Messenger RNA from [Torrubiella] hemipterigena, 924 nucleotides. The record is from the annotation of a GenBank genome assembly. NCBI's taxonomy places the organism in Eukaryota, Fungi, Ascomycota, Sordariomycetes, Hypocreales, Clavicipitaceae.